AGAAGAGCUCUCAAAACUAAAUAGGACGCCGCACAAAGCAGAAGUGGAUUUUCUGGGAAUACAUUUCAUCCCAGGAUGACGACAGAACCAAAGAAAACUACAGCUCAGAACCUUCAGGAGAAUGCAGGACUUCUGAUCGUGAAGAUAGAAGAGGAAGAUUUCGUCUGGAGGCAGGACACUUGCUGCCAGAGAAGCGAUGCCCUCAGGCAGGAGCUCUGCCGACAGCUUUUCAGGCAGUUCUGCUACCAGGAUUCCCCUGGACCCCGUGAGGCCCUGAGCCGGCUCCGGGAGCUCUGCCAUCAGUGGCUGCGGCCCGAGACGCACAGCAAGGAGCAGAUCCUGGAGCUGCUGGUGCUGGAGCAGUUCCUGACCAUCCUGCCCGCCGAGCUCCAGGCCUGGGUGAGAGAGCACCGCCCAGAGAGUGGGGAGGAGGCAGUGACAGUACUGGAAGAUCUCGAGAGAGGCGCUGAUGACUCAGUAGUCCAGGUUCCAGUCCUUGCACAUGGGCAAGAAAUAUUCAGGGGAAAGGUGGUGCCUCCUGGACCGGCACUCAGUGCCCAGUUUCAGCCAGUGGACCCCAAGUCCCUUCAUGAUUCUUCAGCAUCCCUUGUGCUGGACUAUGAUAAUCAGAGUGAAAACAGUGGAUCCAUGCCAAAGUUGAACAUUUAUGAAAAAAUGGAAUCACAGAGAAUUCUAUCAGGAAGAAUUUCAGAAUUCGUGUCAGAAGGAUCUGCUGAGCCUCAAGACAUCUGCAAGUCUACAGACAGGUUAAAGAGGCAAUGGGAAAAAGAAUCAGGGGGGUCUCAGAGACCAUCAUCUGCUCAGGAUGGAAGUUUUAGUAAAAUCCUUACCCACAAAAAUACACUUACAGGUGAAAUAAGCCAUGAUGGAUGUGACAGAAGCUUAAACCUGAAUUCAAGUGAAUUUACACACCAGAAAUCUCAUAAACAUAGUACCUAUGACCAAAGUUUCAAAUGGAAUUCAGAUUUUAUUAAGCAUCAAAGAAUUUAUGCUGGAGAAAAAAUUCACCAAUAUGGAAAAUCUCUCAAAAGCCCAAACCUUAUUAAACAUGCAGCAAUUUUUAGUGGGGAGAAAACCCACCAGUGUAAUGAAUGUGGGAAAGCUUUCAGACACAGCUCAAAGCUUAUUAGGCAUCAGAGAAUCCACACUGGAGAGAGGCCCUAUGAAUGUAAUGAGUGUGGGAAAGGCUUUGGGGGCAGCUCAGAUCUUAUUAGGCACCAGAGAAUUCACACUGGGGAAAGACCCUUCGAAUGCAAAGAAUGUGGACGAGCAUUCAGCCUGAACUCACAUCUCAUCCUGCAUCAGAGAAUUCACACCAGAGAGAAACCCUAUGAAUGUAGUGAAUGUGGGAAAACCUUCAGAGUGAGCUCACACCUCAUUCGACACCUGAGAAUCCACACUGGAGAGAAACCCUAUGAAUGCAGUGAGUGUGGGAGAGCCUUCAGUCAGAGUUCACACCUUCGUCAACACCAAAGAAUUCACAAGAGGGAAAACCUGAUAAUGUAAAGAACUUAAAUUUUUAUGGAAGUGCUAAAGAAAGAGCAAAACAUGAAAAACGUUGAAUAAAAAAUAUUGAGUGAGACAAA
Acinonyx jubatus (cheetah) is the source of this 1607-nucleotide messenger RNA. RefSeq names its product zinc finger protein 165 (gene ZNF165). The record is from RefSeq and is a predicted model, not a curated record. Gene Ontology annotation, molecular function: RNA polymerase II cis-regulatory region sequence-specific DNA binding; DNA-binding transcription factor activity, RNA polymerase II-specific. Gene Ontology annotation, biological process: regulation of transcription by RNA polymerase II. NCBI's taxonomy places the organism in Eukaryota, Metazoa, Chordata, Mammalia, Carnivora, Felidae. The transcript is spliced from 3 exons. Bases 76 to 1527 code for a protein of 483 amino acids.